Molecule: messenger RNA, 1412 nt
Organism: Helianthus annuus (common sunflower)
Lineage: Eukaryota; Viridiplantae; Streptophyta; Magnoliopsida; Asterales; Asteraceae
Product: serine/threonine-protein kinase SAPK3
Exons: 9
Coding region: 238-1257 (339 amino acids)
Biological process (GO): protein phosphorylation; intracellular signal transduction
Molecular function (GO): ATP binding; protein serine/threonine kinase activity
Source: RefSeq, a predicted model, not a curated record
AAACAAAACUUUUGUCAAGUUGCAUGUGGAAAACAAGACCCUUUACAAGUUAUACAUCCUUUAAGUUGAACUCAAAGUCUUAACCUUUCUUCAUCUUUUUCAAAAACCCAAUAAACACUGACCAUUUUUCUUUAAUCUUGACAAUAGUACAUGUAAAAUUCGGUGUUUUUUGAACUGGGGUUUGCUUGUUUUUUGUGGGUUUAGACUUUAGAGCAAGAAGAUUGAUUGUGCAUUAAAAUGGAGGAGAAAUAUGAGCCAUUGAAAGAGCUUGGUUCGGGGAACUUUGGAGUGGCGAGACUGGUUAGAGAUAAGAAGACUAAGGAGUUGCUUGCAGUCAAAUACAUUGAAAGAGGAUCAAAGAUUGAUGAAAAUGUUCAAAGGGAAAUCAUCAAUCACAGACUACUUAGGCAUCCAAACAUCAUUAGAUUCAAGGAGGUUUUAUUAACUCCAACACAUCUAGCUAUAGUGAUGGAAUAUGCAGCUGGUGGUGAACUCUUUUUAAAGAUAUGCAGUGCUGGCAGAUUUAGCGAAGACGAGGCUCGGUUUUUCUUCCAACAACUUAUAUCGGGGGUCAGCUACUGUCAUUCAAUGGAAAUUUGUCACAGAGAUCUGAAGCUUGAGAACACUCUCUUAGAUGGAAGCCGAACCCCGCGUGUCAAGAUUUGUGAUUUUGGUUAUUCAAAGUCUGGUUUAUUGCACUCUCAACCAAAAUCGACAGUGGGAACACCGGCAUACAUUGCCCCUGAGGUUCUAUCUUGUAAAGAAUAUGACGGCAAGAUCGCAGAUGUUUGGUCUUGUGGGGUGACUCUUUAUGUCAUGCUUGUCGGAGCUUACCCUUUUGAGGAUUCCCGAGACCCUCGAAAUUUUCGUAACACUAUUGGGAGAAUCAUGAGCGCUCAGUACUCGAUACCUGAUUACGUACGCAUUUCCAAAGAUUGUAGACACCUCCUUUCUCAUAUCUUUGUUGCUAACCCGUCUAAGAGGAUUCCCAUAGCAGAAAUCAAGAAACACCCAUGGUUUAGAAAAAGCAUGCCAAAGGAGCUUGUGGAAGGCGAGAAAACAAAUUACGAGAAUACAAGCCGCGAUCAAUCGCUUCAAAGUGUUGGUGAGAUCAAUAGGAUUAUUCAAGAGGCUAAAACGCGAGGAGAAGGGUCCACCGCGAAUGGAGAAACUGUCAUCGGCGACGGGUCAUUAGAUCGAGAGAAUGAUUUGGAGGAUAAGGAUGAAUUUAGUGGAGAUUAUGCAGGCCAAGUUUGAUGGUUUAGUAUGUUAUGAUUUGUGUUAUUUUAGUUGUGUUAUGGGGUUUGCUAAUGUUAUGUUUCUUGUUGUAUUAAUGGUUUAAAUGUUUUUUUCACAUAAUUUACCUAGUUUGUAUGGAGUGAAUUUUAGUUUAAGAUCUUUUUGACGCGUAA